UAAUUUCUUACGUAGGUAAAAGGAUGGUCUUGAUUUGAAGCAUUGCGCAUGGGGUAUUAUUGUCCUUCCAAAUUAUUUCCUUCCGUUUUACCAAAGCUCCAUAAUGGCUUGUAUCUUCUUCUGCUCUUAACAUUAUUACGUACGAUCGCCCAAGCUCAACCCAGACUUCUACCUAAUCCUAAUAAAGAUCAUAUCAUCUCUCCUUUGUAUCCUAUGUUAUUCAAACUGUUAUUGGGUAUCCUUUAAUGGAGAACGACUCCUAUGUUCACUCUUCUUCUGCUAGUUUCUCCAAUAAUGACACUCCAAUUUCACCUACAUCACCCGAUAUUUGUUCUAAGUUGCAAAUAUCACCCGGUAAGAUCAAAUAUUGGAUUCCCAAUUGUAAUGAUGAUGUGAAGCCGUAUAUUGGUCAGAUUUUUAAAAGUUUGAAGGAGGGUAUUGCAUAUUAUAAGGAGUAUGCUGCAAUUACUGGUUUUGGUAUUCGCCUCGGUACUUCUUCAAAAGCUAGGGAUGGUACAUUAAAGUUGAAGUAUGUCGUUUGUAGUAGAGCGGGGUUCAAAGAGAAUGUAAAUAGCCAAACACCUCAAAAUGGAAAUAGUCAAACACCUAUAAACUACCCGAUGGCAGAACAAAGCAACCAACCUGAGGAUCCCAAUCCAAAAAAGAGAUGCCGGUUAUCCAAUAGAGUUGGAUGUAAAGCGCGCAUUGCUUUCAAAUUUUGUGGCCUGCGUGGAUACUCAGUGUUUGACUUUGAAGAGCGUCAUAAUCAUCCUAUGACAUCUAAUUUAGCGAAACCAUUUUUGAAGGUGAAUAGGAGUUUGGAUAUUGGCCACCAAAAGUUCAUUGUGAACUGUACAAAGGCUAAUAUUGGCACCAUGAAAUGUUAUAGAUUAUAUAAGGAAUCCGUUGGUGGAUAUUCUAAUAUCGGUGCAACGUCCGUUGACUUUAAAAACUUUAAAAGGGAUUUGAAGGCAUACAUUGCUGGUGUGGAUGCACAGAUGCUAAUUGAGAAGUUGUUUAGAAAAAAAGAAGUUUGUUCCGCCUUUUUUUUUAAUUAUGACGUAGAUGAAAAUGACCAAUUGACUAGGCUUUUCUGGUGCGACCCGACUGCUAGGGUUAACUAUACCAUGUUUGGUGAUGUUGUUUCGUUUGAUGCAACAUAUGGCACAAACAGGUAACAUAUUUUUUAAUCGCAUGUUGUUAUCAUAUUAUUUUUUGUAGAUCCACGAUGUCAUUCCCUUAAUGCACUGUUUACAAACAUGACUGCACUUUUU
Molecule: messenger RNA, 1274 nt
Organism: Cuscuta europaea
Lineage: Eukaryota; Viridiplantae; Streptophyta; Magnoliopsida; Solanales; Convolvulaceae
Source: the annotation of a GenBank genome assembly